AUGGCUGAAGGGUCGAUCAAGUCGCGCAUUGCGGCGCUGAACCUCGAGGAGGUACAUACGCCCGUACCGGGUGCCAAACCGACCUAUUCAUAUGAUACCUCUACUGCCAAGAGGAAGCCACCUCCACCUCCGCCCAGCUCGCGCCCGCCCGCCUACUCUCGCCAGACGGUCAACAACCCACCAGUUCUCAACAAUGCGCUCACGUCUGCGCGACAACUCGGCAACCAGCCCAUGGUAGUGAACGAAUCCGAAAAGCCAAAAGUCUCGCCCGCGCUGCCUCCUCGCCCGCCUCCGCGCAAUGCCAGCACGCCUCGGCCCACGCCAGCACUCCCACCGCGCAAGGCGUCCGAAUCAAGCGUUAGAAGGCGCGAGUCCUCUGAGUCGAUUUCCACAAUCGCGUCGGGCAUAUCAACAUUGUCACUGGGUUCUGUGAAGACAAAUGGCACAAGUCACAGUAAUGGAAGCACAGGCACGCUUUAUCAGGUCAGGGCUCCGGCCUACGAUCCCUCAAAGCUGCCACCACUGCCACCCAAGAAAGCACCCGAAGACCCUAAACAGAGCAAGGCGACACUGAACGCAAUGAGGAGCAAAAGAGAAUAUGUGCCCGCUCAGGCGCUGCCACCCCAACUGAAGACUCCUGAUCUUCCUGCAAGGCCCUCUCUCCCCCCUAGACAAUCCAUCAUUCGCGAGCGAUCACCUCAGCCUGUACCAGCGCUGCCACAUAGGCAAUUCUCAAACGACACCUCCCGGACGAACAAGGUGACCGCACCACCGCCACCACGACGAUCGGCGUUGGAGAUGGGCUUCAACAACAAGGCAUCGUCGCCUCCUCCCGUGCCUUCAACUCGGCCACCAGCAGUUGCUUCUGACUCAGCACCGAAUCUUGGAACACCACCUCCUGUCCCAAUGUCGUCCAGACCGAACCUCAGCGCCAUCAUGGCUUCCAAGCCGAAACCAGGUGCCGUUGCAAGUUGCCUCGUGUGUCGAGACUUUUCAGGUCCAGACAAUCAUGCUGCGCAAUUUCCUCGCGCUCAACUCCCCUCAUCAGAUGUGGGCUGGCUUGCUCAUCAACUGUGCUCUCAGUUCCCGUCACCUACCGACAAAGCGCGUGCGAUAUUCACCUGGCUGCAUCACAACGUUGACUACGACGCUCACUCAUUUUUCAACGGUACUAUUUCCCCUACUACGCCCGAAAAGACCAUCGCAUCAGGUCUGGCAGUAUGCGAAGGUUACGCCGGUCUGUUCGCUGCUCUAGCCCUAAAGGCUGGUUUGGAGGCUAUGGUAUGUUCCGGUGCGUGCAAGGGCUAUGGGCACUCACCUUUGGAGCCUGGACAAGCUGUGCCGCCUUACAAAUCGACGCAUGCCUGGAAUGCUGUCAAGAUUGACAACGGAGAAUGGAAGCUUGUUGAUCCAUGCUGGGGAGCUGGACACCUUGGGUGUCAGAAUCGUGGUGAAGGGUACGUAAGAUCCUUCAAUGCUCGUCAAUUCACCAUGGACAACAACGAGUUCGGAUUGAAGCAUUACCCAGGAGAAGCCUCUCACCAAUUCCGUACUGACGGACGUAUCGUCUCCUACGAAGAGUUUAUGCGAGAUGAUCAGGGUGGACGCGUCAAUGUCUACGGUGACGCCUUCAAGGAACACGGCUUUGGCGAGCGCACCUUUGAACCAUCGCAGGCACAGAUCAAGGUAAACGAUCCAUAUGCACCGGCGGUCGUUCGAUUCCAAUUCUCAUACGCCUGUCCGCAUUGGGACAACGCGCGCCAUGGAAAGGGUCCGCCAUACAUCAUGCUACUGAGCAUUGCUGGCAGAGAUGGUCGGAAACCGGACUACAAGCCGUUCAACACCGACGGGCGCACUUGGUGGCUCGAUAUACCGCGCACCGACCUCGGUGCGCCAGGCCAGAAGAUUUCUCUGAAUGCGAUCACGGUUUUUAAUGACAAGGACGCCCGUGGGAUGAGCGUGGCUACUUGGAACAACAAGACGGCGUAUUCGUGCAAGUUUGGGGGUGUAGCCCAAUGGGAGCUCGUUUGA
Molecule: messenger RNA, 2031 nt
Organism: Alternaria atra
Lineage: Eukaryota; Fungi; Ascomycota; Dothideomycetes; Pleosporales; Pleosporaceae
Exons: 3
Coding region: 1-2031 (676 amino acids)
Source: RefSeq, a predicted model, not a curated record